GAUGUUUGCUAAAGGCACAACCAUACACAAAUCUCUCCUUGUCCCUCUCGUUGCUCUACAAGCACCUCAAGACGUCAUCUCAUGGACAAAAGGUGACUAUGGUCAGUGGACCGCUUUUCUUGGGCUUCUUCUGCGUCUGCUAUCCUUGCUUCCAGGUGAACUGGAGCUUCCCUUGUCAACGAUGCUGUUUGUUAGCAUUGCUCCUUACCAAUUUAUGAACUUGAGGGGCACUCAAGACUCUGUAAUACUGUCAUUGGCAAUAGCAGCUUAUCUCGCGUUUCAGCAUUUCACCGGGGCCGGAGGCGUGAGGAAGGCCUUCGACCGUGGAGCGGUAGUUGCAACCUUGUGCAUCAUCUGCAUCACGCUUAUCCCCCUCCUGUUCUUGCUCUGAUUCCGGUGAGGCGUAUGAUAAAGCCUUGCUCCUCUCAACUUUUGGAGGCGUGGAGGUGAAUUGCAGGAUGCUGAGAAGCUGCAGAAAACAAAGGAAGUUCUUUUUUUUUUGUGGGGAACAAAGGAAGUUCUUGUGUUGCAUGAUCCAAGUCCUACAUAACCUGCAGCCUUUUCCUUAUUGAAAGCAACUUAUGAUUCAUCUACUGCUUUAAGCUUUUAAGCAUUUCAUGUAGUAGUAUGUAUGGCAUGAUGAUGUGAAUGUGAUAUAUGGUCAGUCAAAGUUUUCUCU
Molecule: messenger RNA, 679 nt
Organism: Triticum urartu
Lineage: Eukaryota; Viridiplantae; Streptophyta; Magnoliopsida; Poales; Poaceae
Product: cold-regulated 413 inner membrane protein 2, chloroplastic-like
Cellular component (GO): membrane
Source: RefSeq, a predicted model, not a curated record